CACAGGGGCUCGUGCGCUGUAGGUGAAACCAGUCUGCCCAACACAACGACGUCUCCGCUCGCUCUCCCCCUGGAUUUUAAGUCUUUUCAUCACCUCACAUCACCGCUGUGGGUUCCCGACAGAAACUACAGAAAAGCAGGAUGCAACAAGUUGGACUCCGUCCACUUAGAUGUUACUGAGCGGCGACAAUGGGUCAGAGAAGGAAGUCACGCCGGUGAGGCAAACACACCGAACACCACCACCCAAAACCCACCGCAGCUUCACCGACUGAUGCAGCCAUGCCCCGCCUGCCCUCCUGAUUCUGCUCUACCUUCCCUCGGUUGAAUCAGAGUCACAGCAGCCUGACAACUCCUCCGGUCAGCAUGGCUACACCUUUCCUGUGGAAGCUGUCGUCCCAGAAGCUGGGCUUCUUCCUGGUCAGCUUUGGGUUCAUCUGGGGCAUGAUGCUGCUGCAUUUCACCAUCCAGCAGCGGGCCAGCCAUGAGAAUAGCGCCGUGCUGAGGCAGCAGAUCCUGGACCUCAGCAAACGCUACAUCAAGGCGCUGGCUGAGGAGAACCAGAGUGUCAUGGAUGGGCCUUACGUGGGUACCAUGACGGCUUACGAUUUGAAGAAAACGCUUGCAGUGCUGCUGGAUAACAUCAUGCUGAGGCUCGGCAAGCUGGAGUCCAAGGUGGAAAACAUCUACAACGGCACGGGGGGCAACCUGACCAACGGCACCAGCACGGCCACGCCCAGCGGUACCAACUCAGAGAAAGUGAAUGUGGCAGACCUCCUAAACGGAGCCCAGGAGAAGUGCGAGCUGCCGCCAUUGGAGGGUUUCCCUCACUGCGAGGGCAAGGUCAAGUGGAUGAGGGAGAUGUGGCGCUCAGACUCCUGCUACGGCAACUAUGGCGUGGAUGGAUCCACCUGCUCCUUCUUCAUCUACCUCAGCGAGGUGGAGAACUGGUGUCCUCGCCUGCCCUGGAGGACAAAGAACCUGAAUGAAGAAAUAGACAGGAGGGGACAGGCGGAGGUCCGGACGAGUUUCGAGGAGCUGUACCGCGUGAUGUCACAGCGCGAGGAGUUCCGCUGGAUGAUGCUGAGGAUCAAACGCAUGGCUGAGCCAUGGGUCAGCGCCAUCCGCUCGCUGGCUGCCAAGCAGAACCUGGCCCGGCGUCGAAGGAAGAAGAUCCUGGUGCACUUGGGCCUGCUCACCAAGGAGUCAGGCUUCAAAAUUGCAGAAAACGCCUUCAGCGGUGGCCCGUUGGGCGAGUUGGUCCAAUGGAGUGACCUCAUAACCACGCUGUACCUGCUGGGCCAUGAUGUUCGCAUCUCAGCCUCCCUGGCCGAGCUCAAAGAGAUCAUGCGCAAGGUCAUGGGGAACAAGUCCAGUUGCCCGACCCAGGGUGACAAAGUGGUUGAGCUCAUCUACAUUGACAUCGUCGGUCUCACCCAGUUUAAGAAGACGCUGGGACCAUCCUGGGUCCACUACCAGUGCAUGCUGCGGGUGCUGGAUUCGUUCGGUACAGAACCAGAGUUCAACCAUGCCCACUACGCCCAGUCCAAGGGUCACAAGACGCCGUGGGGGAAGUGGAACCUCAACCCGCAGCAGUUCAACACCAUGUUCCCUCACACCCCAGACAACAGCUUUCUGGGCUUCGUUGUGGAGCAGCACCUCAACGCCAGCGACAUCAGGCACAUCGAUGACAUCAAGAGGCAGAACCAGUCACUGGUCUAUGGCAAAGUCGACAACUUCUGGAAGGACAAAAAGAAAUACCUUGACAUCAUCCACAGCUAUAUGGAGGUUCAUGGCACCGUGCAUGGCACCAGCACUGUGCACCUACCAAGCUAUGUCAAAAACCACGGCAUCCUGAGUGGCCGAGACCUGCAGUUCCUCCUCCGAGAAACCAAGCUGUUUGUGGGGCUCUCCUUCCCCUACGAGGGUCCCGCCCCCCUGGAGGCCAUCGCCAACGGAUGCGCUUUCCUCAACCCUAAAUUCAACCCUCCGAAGAGCAGCAAGAACACUGACUUCUUCAAGGGAAAACCCACGCUGAGAGAGCUGACCUCUCAACAUCCGUAUGCCGAGGUGUACAUCGGUCAGCCCCAUGUGUGGACGGUGGACAUUGAGAACUCUGCCGAGGUGGAGAGGGCCAUCCGCUCUAUCCUUAGCCAGAAGAUUGAGCCCUACCUGCCCUAUGAGUUCACGUGUGAGGGGAUGCUGCAGAGAGUCAACGCCUUCAUCGAGAACCAGGACUUCUGCCACGGUCAGGUGAUGUGGCCUCCACUCAGCGCGCUGCAGGUCAAGCUGGCAGAGCCGGGACGCACCUGUAAGCAGGUGUGUCAGGAGGAGCAGCUCAUCUGUGAACCGUCCUUCUUCCAACACCUCAACAAGGACAAAGACCUGGCCAGGUUUGGUGUGGACUGUCAGACGGUGGAGUCGAGCGCCGACACGGUGGUCCCUGCCUACAGCGAGACGCGCCGCCACUGCAUCUUCCAGUCUGACCUGCUGCUGUUCAGCUGCGCCGGCGCCCACCAGUCACUGCGACGCAUCUGCCCCUGCCGCGACUACAUGAAGGGCCAGGUGGCGCUGUGCAAAGACUGCCUAUAGCACCGACACACGGGCUGACGGGACGGGGACGGGCUGACGGAAGAGCGGGCUGUGGCUGGACGGGGUCAAAAGAAGUCGGAGCAGCUUAACGAGUGUGUUUGAGAGACGUGCGGCUGUCAGACACACACAUUACAUUUUGUUUUUGUCUGGACAAACAUUCAUGAGACUGCGUGUGUUCAUCGUAUUUAUUGUUUCCUCCAGCUGCUGAAGUGACAACCGGAGCAAAACUCUGAUUGACCGGCGGUGGCGCUGCGAUUCCCGGACGCCGUGUAAAAUUACUUGAAUCAACAAAGGGAGUCGUUUCAGACUUUAACGCUGCAGCAGACGAGCUCUGCUGCUGCCUUGGUAGACUGCACAAAUCAGAGACGGCCUGCCGGAUCGUCAGGUUCAUCAGGGCAGCGAGGGACCAAGGAGACUCACCCGCCGCUUCCUGACAGCCGCCACGCCCUAUCUCGCCCUGCCCCGCCCCGCCCCGCCCCGCCCCCCCCUCCAUCCACCUCCCCCGCUCAAAUCUGAAACUGUUUAUUCUUUAGGUAGGUUUGCACUGGACUGGCCCACAUCCCCACACACACGUACACACGCAGGGCCAACAGACGGCGGCUGAAGAAGAACCCAGUUUUACACUGUAACCGACCCGUCCCUCUCCUCCGGACAGACGCGAUGAGAGCGGACAUGUAACGUAGAUAUCUAGA
This is a messenger RNA of Plectropomus leopardus (leopard coralgrouper), 3280 nucleotides long. RefSeq names its product alpha-1,6-mannosylglycoprotein 6-beta-N-acetylglucosaminyltransferase (gene mgat5). The record is from RefSeq and is a predicted model, not a curated record. Lineage: Eukaryota; Metazoa; Chordata; Actinopteri; Perciformes; Serranidae. Gene Ontology annotation, molecular function: alpha-1,6-mannosylglycoprotein 6-beta-N-acetylglucosaminyltransferase activity. Gene Ontology annotation, biological process: protein N-linked glycosylation. Gene Ontology annotation, cellular component: Golgi apparatus.